Messenger RNA from Trichoderma virens Gv29-8, 720 nucleotides. RefSeq lists its product as uncharacterized. Lineage: Eukaryota; Fungi; Ascomycota; Sordariomycetes; Hypocreales; Hypocreaceae. The record is from RefSeq and is a predicted model, not a curated record. Bases 1 to 720 code for a protein of 239 amino acids. The transcript is spliced from 3 exons. Gene Ontology annotation, cellular component: cytosol. Gene Ontology annotation, biological process: L-leucine biosynthetic process. Gene Ontology annotation, molecular function: 3-isopropylmalate dehydrogenase activity.
AUGCCGGUAUUCGUGAAAUUCACAUCCUUUGCGCGCUCCCAACUGUGUACAUACUUGCUGCGAUCCGAACGGACAAUCCCACGCACAGGAUCAGUUAUCAGUCUACCUUCUUUUACUCUGUUUAACGGUCACUCCAUUAUUAAGGAUGAUGGAUCAGGCCAUGCCUGGGACACCGAGGCCUACUCCCGAGCUGAAGUCGAGCGUGUGGCUCGCCUGGCGGGCUUUCUGGCCCGAGGCCGUGGCGAGACCAAGGUCUGGUCGCUGGACAAGGUCAUGACGGAGACGUUUUCCAAGGAGUUCCCUGACCUGACGGUUGAGCACCAGCUCAUCGACAGCGCUGCCAUAAUCAUGGUCAAGAACCCUCGCGGCCUCAACGGUGUGGCGAGUGUGAUUCCCGGCAGCAUUGGCUUGCUGCCAAGUGCCAGCUUGAGCAGCAUUCCUGAUGGAAAGGGCAAAUGCAACGGCAUUUACGAGCUAAUCCACGGCUCUGCCCCUGACAUCGCCAGCAAGGGCAUCGUCAACCCCAUCGGCACCAUCCUGUCCGUGGCAAUGAUGCUGAGAUACUCUCUCAACCUGCCCAAGGAGGCCAAGGCCGUCGAGGACGCCGUCAGAAACGUCAUUGACGGCGGCCUGAGGACAAAGGAUAUGGGUGGCAGCUUUGGCACCAAGGAGGCCGGCGAGAAGAUCGUCGAAGAGCUUGUCAAGGUCCUCAAGGCAUGA